AUGGAGGAGACAACGCGUAUAGGAUUACUCUGAAUAAAUUGAAGAAAUCAGACCUCCGCAUAUAUAUUUACUGCAGAGGCCAGAGAGAGAGAGAGAGAGAGAGAGAGUGAGGGGGGGGGGGGGGGGGGGGGGGGGGGGAUGGAGAUGGACAUUUGUUCGGCUCUUCUCCAACACCAAGCAACUGUGGUUUAAGCAGACAAAAAGAGGAGAAUGGAAGCAAAUGAACAGGUGCCUGCAAUGAGUGAAAAGAAAAGGAGAUUCAAGAGGAUUUGUGUCUUCUGUGGGAGUAGAGCUGGAUACAAAUCUACAUUCAGUGAUGCAGCUCUUGAUCUUGGUAAACAACUGGUUGAGAGAAAAAUUGAUUUGAUUUAUGGUGGAGGAAGUGUAGGUCUGAUGGGUUUGAUCGCUCAGACUGUUUUUGAUGGUGGUUGCCAUGUACUUGGAGUAAUUCCUACCGUUCUCUUGCCACAUGAGAUAUCAGGAGAAACUGUUGGAGAAGCAAAGACUGUGGCUGAUAUGCACGAAAGGAAGUCGGAAAUGGCGAAACAUGCCGACGCUUUCAUUGCCCUUCCUGGUGGUUAUGGCACCAUGGAAGAACUGCUGGAGAUGAUAACAUGGUCUCAGCUUGGAAUCCAUGAAAAACCAGUGGGGUUAUUGAAUGUUGAUGGAUAUUAUGACUGCUUGCUUGCAUUGUUUGAUAAAGGAGUAGAAGAAGGUUUCAUAGAGGAUUCUGCAAGACAUAUUGUAGUCUCAGCAGACACAGCAGAAGAACUGAUCAAGAAAAUGGAGGAGUAUGCACCACUUCAUGACAAGGUUGCACCAAGACAAAGCUGGGAGGUGGACCAGUUAGAGUCUACCACAAGUGGGCUUAAUUUAUGAUCUAAUAUCCACCUUACCAAUUUGUAUAUGUUCAACAAAUAUUUGUAGUUUCAUCAUCUCAACAAUUAAAACAAGAAAAAAAAAAGAAUUAAUUAAUUAGUCCUCUCUUUCUUUCUCCUGUGGCUAUUGACUCUUUCAAAUGAACAGUUGCAUAUACAAGUCUCAAACGAGGGGAAGAAAGGGAUGAAAUUAGGGUACACUUCUGUAUCUUAUUUGCUCAUCAUUUUUAGGGUGUGGCCCUACAGGCUUGUCCACUUCUUUUCUUUCCUUUGUGGAAUGGAUCUUUAAUUCGUUUGUCACAUUCAGAUUUGUGGGUGGGAUCCUUCGGAUGUGUUUGAUUGUUCACUCAACUUGUGUUGUUUGUUGUGGAUCAACAUGUAUUACAUUUGGGUGGAACUUUUGGUUAAUGAAAUUAAUGGUCAAAAAGGCAUUCAUUUUGAUUA
Messenger RNA from Nelumbo nucifera (sacred lotus), 1322 nucleotides. NCBI's taxonomy places the organism in Eukaryota, Viridiplantae, Streptophyta, Magnoliopsida, Proteales, Nelumbonaceae. The record is from RefSeq and is a predicted model, not a curated record.